Molecule: messenger RNA, 726 nt
Organism: Cyphellophora attinorum
Lineage: Eukaryota; Fungi; Ascomycota; Eurotiomycetes; Chaetothyriales; Cyphellophoraceae
Exons: 2
Coding region: 1-726 (241 amino acids)
Source: RefSeq, a predicted model, not a curated record
AUGUCUCCACCUGCGACCGAACGUCUUGAGCGCGUUGACACGCCGCUACCAACGAAUCAUUCAUGGGCUGAAUCAUACAAAUGUGACGCGUCUCUGGCGUGGGAUGAUAUCGUCCAUCAUGGGCACAAUCGCACGCUGUCGGUAUUCGGCAUCAUGCCUUCCUCUCCUGACCGAGAGUCGAGGAAGCGCUCCGCAGGCGUCCUCGACGAAGGAUCUGAACCAGAAUCCGUGAAGCGUCUGAAAGUUGUACACAGUGUCGAACUGGGGAGGUUCGCUCGCCUUGGUGGGCCGGAUCUCAGCGAUCUACGAGGGUAUGGCUUAAGCAUACCCUCUCGGACGAGAUCACGGAGCUGGAGACAGAGCGACAGCACGUCACGGACAGGUCCAUUCAAUGCCGACUUUAGGCGCAAGCUCGAAGACUGCAGCAUCUUCCUUCCGCGAUCCAGCUUGCCCAAGACCCAAAAUCUCAAAGAGCUCAAGAGGUUCACACAAGAUUACGAGACUUCGAUUGCCCCUGUAGCAUACGAACAAUUAGAAUACCUCGUGGACGAGUUUGCUGCGUACUACUCUGCCGGAGACGAGAUCUACGCCCUGGACGCCAUUGUGGAAGAUGGGCCUGCUGCGAAGCCGAGUCUAUUCGAUGGCGAAAGAGAUGAAGAUGUGCUCGAUGGGUUCAAGACAAGGUCAACAAUCACAUCAAGCCUCUGGCAGGAUCGUGCCCAAUGA